Molecule: messenger RNA, 480 nt
Organism: Dreissena polymorpha
Lineage: Eukaryota; Metazoa; Mollusca; Bivalvia; Myida; Dreissenidae
Product: serine protease inhibitor Cvsi-2-like
Exons: 3
Coding region: 125-424 (99 amino acids)
Source: RefSeq, a predicted model, not a curated record
GGCGUAAGUAGAGGUUUGUAAAUACAGAUAGUGCCUUGACCCCGCGGCUGAAUUUUGACUGAGGGCUGAACUAUAAAAGUCUCAACUAAACAUGUUCACGAUAUUCGUCCGGACAUUUUAAAACAUGAAGGUCUGCAUUUUGGCAUUGGCUCUUUUGGGGUGUAUUGCCCUUGUGUGGUCGGAAAACUGUCAUACUGUGGCUGACUGUACUGAAACCCUUUGCCUUCAUUUGGACCAUCACAUCACAUGUGACUGGCCGCAAGAAUGCGACAACGGAAUAUGCCAUGGCUGGUGCUCAUGUGGGACACCUAGAGAGUGCGGUGCCACAGGUGAUUGUAGAGGAACUAUAAACUGUCAAGACCACCAGAAGGAACCACAUUGCAUUGAGGGCCGAUGCAAAUGCAUCGAAAUAGACAACAACUAGAUAUUCAAUAUUGUUACUGAACAAUGUUGUUUCGAAAUAAAACAGGCUAGAAGAUA